Schizosaccharomyces japonicus yFS275 is the source of this 5834-nucleotide messenger RNA. RefSeq names its product mediator complex subunit Srb8. The record is from RefSeq and is a predicted model, not a curated record. Bases 2123 to 5584 code for a protein of 1153 amino acids. The transcript has 3 exons. Lineage: Eukaryota; Fungi; Ascomycota; Schizosaccharomycetes; Schizosaccharomycetales; Schizosaccharomycetaceae. Gene Ontology annotation, molecular function: transcription coregulator activity. Gene Ontology annotation, cellular component: nucleus; mediator complex. Gene Ontology annotation, biological process: regulation of transcription by RNA polymerase II.
CGCUAGCUGCAACAGCCGGCGCGGCAGAAGCGACAAUCGUGGGCAUGGAAAGUCCAGGACUUAUUUGAGUCAAGACGGAAGAGGCUAUAGCUGGCUUGCUUCCAGAAACACCAGAUGCACCAAAUGGCGACGGGAGAGGUCGGCUAGGGGGGAGAGGCUUCUCCUUAGGACGAUUACUGGGAAGGGCAGGCAACGUAUGAGGGACAACAGCAGAGGCUUGUUGAGGUUCCUGGUGGGGCCCCUGUUCAGGCUCUUGUUCAGGUUUCACGGACGCCGCACGCUCCUCCGGUUCAGACUCAUCAGAUGUAACAGAAGGAGGCAAGGGAACGGCUUCGGGAGGAGCUAAGGACGACUUUGGUACUUCGGGAGCCAUUUCCGCAGCGACACUAGGUUUAGGCUCCUGAGCAGCUUCAGGGACAACUGUGUUAGCUAUAUCACUCUCGGUCAACGAGGGCUUUCGAGUAAGAGUAUCAACUCCAGCCGUUGAAUUUGCUUCCUUUUGAGCCUCAGAUUGCUCAGUUUCUAUAGGUGAUUCCAUUAGACAGUGUACUUCCUCCAACUCACCUUGCUCAUGGUCAUCAUCAACCAUUUCCUCAGCAUACGACGCUGAUGUACUCAUCAUGAUAGGAGUCUGCAUGGACUGGAAACGAGGGGCCAUUGUGGGUUUUGCAGCUACAACGUGUCUUUCAGGCUCGCUGAGGACUACUCGCUCGUCCUUUCGGAGCCCUGGUGUGCCGGUUUUACCCAAUUUAAUGUCAUUCAACACAGGUUUUUUGGGAAGAACACUUUCGUAAAUACGGUUCUUGUAUUCCGCACCAAAAAACUUCAGCAAUUCCCGAUGUUUCGCAGCCCAAUACCGAGCAGCCUCCUCCGCUGACUUGGAUUGUUGACUGAUGGUCAACGGGGCCUGAGCGGUCUCUGACUCUUUUUUUUGGACAAUAGGUUCAGCUGACUCUUUCAACUGAGCACUUUUCUGCUUCGUCACAAUGUCGUCUGUCCCAUUCUCCUCCUCCUCCUCCGAUACCAUCUCCUCUUCAUUCUUGAUGGUCUCCUCACCUUUUUGUCCUGCUGCGGGGGAAGCGAUAGCUGCUCCAGACUCCUGGGGCUUUGAUUCAGAUGAACUGGUCCUCGAAUGCAACCCAAUCGACUUUGGUGCACUCAAAGUGGUCCGUAGCGGGGGAAGAGACGGUAAUUCGGGUUCACUCUCCGAAUCACUGCCCCAUUCCGUGCCAUCAUACGUUGGGAUGUUCGAAACCCAACGUUUCGAAAUUCGACGUUUCAACCCAGCAUUGUUGUCUUCACUCAACAAUUGACUUUUCUUGUUCAGAGCAACAUUGAACGUCAUUGAAUAGCGCUCCUCCAAGAACAAUUCACCGGCAAAUUCAAUGUUCUAGCUCUCGGAGUGAGUGGUAGAGGGCAGGUGUAGUGGGUGGAUUUAGGUUAGGCUCCAUGGGUAAUUCUUGGUGGUAGUGCUUCCAAGAGCGGCUCUCCCUCCACUACGGCUGAAAUCCAACGACGUCUUAAACACCAAUGGCGACAGAAUCGCCCAUACACACGGAAGGACGACGUCGGUAUUAAAUUCCGAGCCCAUUUUCCAAUUAGAUUUCUCUUCCUUUUAUCGUUUUUAUCUUUCUUUAUUGAUUACGUUUUUCUUUUUUUUUUGCAGUUAUUUCCUUAACGAAUUGAAUUGCAAUUGUCAAAAACCGUAUAUUCAUCGUUCUGUAUUUCCUUUGUGAACCUGUUAAUUCGUUGCUCUGGUCAUUUUGGGGGUUUUUAAUUUUGUAAUCUGGGUUCUUUUGUGUUACUGCUUUUAGAAAACUGUUUGAAACGAUAUCUGUCGAAUCGAAGCAAGCAACAAAGUAAAAGAAAUUUCGGUCGCUUUAUGCUACUGCACUUUGGUUGUCUGUCUGUCGAGAAACACAAAUUCACUGAUUGAAGCUCUUCUAGGUCAUACAAACUGUUCUUGUGGAACUUUAUUAACGAUUUUACUACUACUGUUACUUUUAUCACGGGGUUUUCCAUACCUUUAUCUCGUUUAUGAACAAUUUACUGACGACAAUUUUUCUACGUAUUUAUUAUCCAGAACAUCAUAUGUCCGAAUCACAGCUGUUUCUUCUCAUCUAUGCAUCAAUCGUUUUCUAAUAGUUCAAUUGGGCGGAACGAUGCGACUUUUCACUCCAAUGGCGUCUCCGUUGUCGAAAGUCAUAAUGCAGCAACAUCAUCCAUGGAUGUGUGUUACUACAAACAUGAAUUCGACGCGGGCGCGUUUGAGUCACGAAAAGUUCAGCAGGGACACUUUUAUGUCGCCGAAGUCGCCGAUGAACACACUUCUUCUUCAAAAGAUAUCCGCGAAAAAAUCACUUCAACACAGGCUUUGGGGAAUGUGAAACAGUUUCUAGCUCCCCUGUUACAUGAGAAGUAUGCCGAAGAACCCAACUUCGAGUACUCCGAUUUUAAACCGCCUCCUCGAGUCACUUUACAGGAAAGCAAACGGGCAUCAUGGUUUCAGGACCUCGCUAAUCAUCUCGUACCGCUUUCAAAUUUGGCCAAGCGGAUACCUCACGGCAUUUGGGGCAAAGACAUUCUUCGCUCCUGCAUGUCGUACUUCGUGCCUAUCAAUCGUGCGGCAUGGUUUAUUAAAUGUGUUGGCGUAAAUGAGGCCAGGGCUUUUCUACGGAAAAACCCAAACAACACUGUGGACGAUUGGUACGCAAAUUGGACGGCGUCUGUGUGUGCUCUUUUGUCGGAAAUCGUUUCGUCAAUGGUUGAUAUGAAACAGCGGAGCUUGCAGGCCAAACAGUUUUCUUAUGUUUUACAGAUCAUCACUUAUCUUAUCCAAAAUGAUUUGUUAAACGAAACUCACAUGCUUCAACAUGUCCUCCGGUUUUUGUACGAAUCAAAUGCCAGUUCGUUGCCCAAAGCUAUUCUCGUACUAGAAUUCUUUUGGUGCCGAAUCAUGGACAAACCACAGAUAGCACAAAUCGGUGUGAUACUCAUUUUAGACUUUCUGAAAAUUCUCAAAUCCUCUUUCUACGGUCUACCAGCAGAACUGAAAAGCUCGUUUGAUCAGCGUUUGAACCUACUGCUUUUUCGUUUAGCGUACAAACGGCCAAAUUGUUAUUUUAUGCCUGACCAAUGGAAAACAAUUGAGCUCCAGCUAAAAUACGCGUGGAGACGGUUUCCAGGAUCGGCUAAUGUGUACGCUGUCAUACACGAACGCAACUCUCGGUCCCACAGACUCAUCAACCCGCUCAAUAAACGGUUCCGAUUCUUGGAAAUCCUUAACUCAUUAAAUCCUACUAGUGAUUGGAAACUCGUAACCAGUGACUUGCUUAAGCUGCUGCCUACCGAUGAAACUCUUCAUCUCAUUAUCAAAUGGUGCGUUGGUAUUAACCAUAUGUAUCUUGUUGAAAAACCCUACUAUACUGCUAUGUUGUUUCGAUACGCCGAUUUAAACAUCCAAACCCUUCAGGAAAACAUUCUACAUUUUCUGUUUAACUUUGAUUUCUCUCAUCCAAAUGAAGUUACAGCGUUGGCUGUUUUGUUGGAUGAACUGCACCAGCUCCACCUAUUUUCCUUCUCAACAUAUAUUAAGCUGCUUGCAGCGAAGGGCUACCUUCGUGACUCUAUGCGAAACACAGAAGUCGUAAACAAGCAUUGCCAGUUCUUAAUGCAGUAUCCCGUACACAACCUUCGCCGGUCGAUCCGUACAGCGGUACACAAUAUCUUGAUACGUAAUGGUGUAAAAAUACAUUGGGAAGCUGUGGAUCAGUACAUUCAACAGUUUCGAAAGAAUCCAAAAACAUUUCACUUCGCGGAUGACGAGCUUUACUCCAUCGUUUCCCUUACAUUAAGUCGCUUACUUGAACUUAUCGGAGACAGUACAAUGCAAGCGUACUUUCUGUUCAUUUUAUGUUGGCGUUACUCCGCAUUGCGAGUAAUCGAUCGGGCUGUACCCAUUAUGAGAAACAACGGCAUAAUGCGUUUGUCUUUACUGAUUUUAUUAGUGAAGGGCUUAACACUUACACCGAUCUUGAGAAAAUUCAUUAUCGAAAUGAGCACAAAAGAUGAGAUCUUGUCAGAAGCAGAAAAGGCGGUUUUGAUUCAAUUGGAUUCGUUAUACAAGUUGGACUUGAAUGUAAAUUACACAUUCGUUAUUCCCUUGUUCGUUGUUCAACAAAACUAUAUGUAUGAACGAGUUCAAAACGAGCCUUCUUGUCUCAAAAAGUUCAUGUUGCGACCAAACAUCCAGGCAGAGGAACUAGUUGAGUACCUUACGGACACCUUGGAACACACAAUCAAAGAUGAAGAGAUUAUAUUCACAAAUACAUGCUUGCAAUGUCUCAAGGUUAUGUCGAACGCAUCACUUAUUUCUCAAAAAAUACACAAUCUUGUGCGUAAAUGGCUAUUUACUAACCCUUGCGAGGAUAUGCGUCUCAACAAACUUUUACAUAUCGCAAGAGCUCGCCUUAUAAGCAUAGAAGAACUAUCGAUUCUCUUAAAUGAGUUACUCACCGCAGAUACUGUUGGCGAAGUUGGAAAAGAGUUAUGUUUUAAAAUAUUCAGCUAUCGUCUGUCGCGCACGGAUGAUGGAUCAAAGGAAUGGUACAGUUACAGUGAAAUUCUACAGCUUGUGCGAUGUUCAAUCGACAUGCAAAACAUUAUACGGAAGGCAAUCUCUGGGUUUAGUCACAAUCGUAUGUUUAUGCUAAAUACACUGGCACUCUUGUAUACUCUUGACUUUGAAACAUCCGUUUCGCUGUUUUCGUCAAAGGAAGAAUUACGCGAUAUUGUGUGCACGUUUAUCCCUCAACUCUGUACCAUUGAUAUUCGUGAGAGUUUUAGGUUGGCGUUGGAAAAGUGCGACCUAUUUUAUACCACUCUGUAUUCAUUGUGGCUUUAUACAUUGGACGAGAGACAGCUUUCUAGACUAUCUUUUGAUUUUUUGUUCGAUUCACUUGCCGCAACUUUCCCGCGCUACCGUCCCGAACUCUGGCAAAACAUGUGCUUGGGACUAUCGUUUUGCAAGGAUUUGUUCCAGGAAGUUAUCUUGCGUACACUAAGUACAUUCAAGGCUUUACCGCAGGAGUUCCUUAGCGAUGUAUGCAGUAUAUCCGCAUGGAUCUUAAAACACAAUCCCGAUAAGCACUUUCUAAAUCAGCUUUCACAAAUGUUUCCUUCUCGCAUGAAGUUAGUCUACUCUUGGUGCAAGACUGUUGGUAACGACGAAACCAAACAGUUGGAACUACAAAGUUGGGUAAUGCUCUUCAUACACCUGUUGCUUCAUUUUCAUUCCUACCUGAAACAACCUAAUCUUAUUCAUCAGCUAAAUACGUUUGCUCAGAUUCCAUUUAUUUUUGACAACCCUCAUAUCAUUGACAUUCUCACUGAUGCAAAAACAUUUCUUUUGCAAAGCGAAAAGAUGAAUGAUAAAGCAGAACAAGCCAAGUCAUUGGCUCCUUGGGAGGACAUUGAAGGUCUGACCCUUCAAGGCAAGACUCCGUACACACUUCAACAGUUUGAUCCAAAGCGGACAACCUCUCAAUUGUUCUUUUGGACACUAAAAAACAGUAGUGAGCAUUGAAAACCCUCACAUCAUCACUUGCCCUUUGAACCCACAACAAUCCACACACGCACUCAGUUUUCCCUCUUCUCGCCUCUACCACAUUUCUCUUGGUCAAGAGGUUUCUGUAUAUAAUAGUUUUCGAUUUGUUCCCUAACUGGAGAAAUUGGAAUGCGCCGACAAUGCGCGCCAUUCUGUUUAGACUUAUUCUUAAUUGACAGUAGAGUUACUUUUAUUUCUACGGGUACAUCGUAUAACGGCUAUAAGGAAA